AGCCAUAAGAUAAGGAUUUAAAGCCCCACCUUUCAUUUCCCUCUCUGGCAUCAAUAAGCUCUAUCAUCACCACAUUCUCACCUUAAUCGCUACACACGAACAAAAUACUUUCUUUGGGCUUUUCUGUUUCUUUUUGGACUAUCAAAGACUCUGAGGUGAAGAUUGGGAUGAAGAGCUUGUUCUAAUUGGAGACUCAGCACUCAGCUUUACAUUUAAGCAAAGAUGACAACUGUAGUCCCAUGUUCUACAAGCUCUAUUUCUCUAAUUCCUGGAACUCCCUUUAGAUUAAAGAAGAAUAAUAAUCUUACCAGAUGCAAUUUGCUAAGAAAAUCUUCAAAACAUGUAAUAUCCUCACAAAGACAUGUGUUGCCUCUUCUGACGUCUGUUGGAUUGUUCCCACAUUACAGAAGGGAUUGUAAUUGGCUUCAUAGAUCUAUUGUGUACGGUGUAUCAGCCACAGGGACUGAUACAGAUGUAGUGAUAGAGGAGCCAGAAUCACCUGUCACAGAUGAAAACUCCGGUGGAGCCUCAGAUAUUCCAGCAGAUGCAGCUGAAACUAGUGAAAACUCCUCCAUCAAGUCAGACUCAAAUCGUGCUCCAGCUCAAACAAAACGUUCAAGGCCUGGUAGGAAAAGUGAAAUGCCACCAGUAACAAAUGAGGAGCUAAUUCCUGGUGCAACAUUUACUGGGAAAGUGAGGUCUAUCCAGCCAUUUGGUGCUUUUGUUGAUUUUGGAGCUUUCACAGAUGGUCUGGUGCAUGUUUCCAGGUUAAGCGACAACUUUGUAAAGGAUGUGGGAAAUGUUGUAUCUGUCGGCCAAGAGGUAACAGUGAGAUUGGUUGAAGCAAACACUGAGACAGGGCGUAUUUCUCUCACUAUGCGUGAAAGUGAUGAUACCAAUAAGUCGCAGCAACAGAGAGAUGCUCCUGCCACUGCCAGCAGUGGCAAGCCAAGGCCUGGUCGAAGGAAUGCACCAAAAUCCGGUCAGAGAAGAGAAGAUAAUAAGAUCUCAAAGUUUGUUAAAGGACAGGAGCUAGAAGGCACAGUCAAGAAUUUGACCAGGUCUGGUACUUUCAUAUCUCUACCCGAGGGUGAGGAAGGAUUCCUACCCACAUCAGAAGAAUCUGAUGGUGGACUUGAAUCCAUGAUGGGAGGCUCAUCAUUGGAGGUUGGCCAGGAAGUUAGUGUUCGGGUACUGCGUAUUUCAAGGGGACAGGUUACCUUGACAAUGAAGAAAGAAGAAGAUAAUAAGUUAAAUACAGAACUUCUCCAAGGUGUUGUCCACGCUGCAACAAAUCCCUUUGUUCUGGCUUUUCGUAAGAACAGGGAUAUCUCUUCAUUUUUGGAAGAGAGGGAGAAAAUGGAAAAAGUAGCAAAUCAACCUGUGGAACCAAAGAUCCCAGUAGAAGUAGGAGAACAGGAGAAACAAACUGAAACUGUAUCUGACAUAUUAGAGGUUCAGGGACAGCCUUCAAGCAGCAAUGAGGGAUCAGACAGUGUUACUUCGACAGUGGCUGAAACAUUAGUAGAUGAAACUUCUCCAAAAGAAGUGGCUGAGGAACCAAGUAUUGCUGGUGACGAUGAGGUUCCAGGAAGCAUAGAAUCUAGCUCACCACAAAGCGUCGAAGCUGCAGUUCAAACUGUAGAAAAAGAAGCAGAGGAAAGCUCUGGAACCCCAGAUCCUAUAGGGAGUGUAUCUACUGCAGAUAAUAUAACUGAGCAGACUCCUUUAACUGAUGAGAUGGGAAGUGAUGGAAAAUCAGGUCCAUAUGGAGAAAUAUCUAGUGAAGUUUCAACCCCAGUAAGUCCUGCUGCAGAAGAAGUUGUAGAGAAUCAGCUUGGUGAGUCCAUAACAAAUGAAGAAUUGCAAACUCCUAUUGCAGAAAAUGAGAUUUCUUCCAUUGCACCAGUUGAAGAUGAAGGCACUGGAGCAACAAGCCCUGAUGAAAAUGGCAGUAUUACUGGCUCAGGCGAGCAAGCAGACGUUCCUUCUCUUCAGGAAGCUACAGAUGGAGAGGAAAGUGCUGGCAAUUCUGAUCAUUCUGGAAGCACAGAUGCGGCUGAAAUGCUGCCUACUGAAAGUCAGGAAAUUGCAGAAGUAGUGGAGAACCAAGUUGAAAGCUCCAGGGAGGAAGUGCAGACUCAAGCAUCUGCUGCUGAGGCUGAAAUUCCUUCUGUCAUACAAGUUGAUAGUGAAAAAGUUGACACAGCUCCUGAGAAAAGUGACAGUUUUGCUAAUCCAAAUGGACAAAGUGACAGUUUUGCUAAUCCAAAUGGACAAAGUGACAGUUCUUCAACUGAGAAGAGUGUGAAAGCAACCAUAUCACCAGCGUUGGUGAAGCAGCUUCGCGAAGAAACUGGAGCAGGAAUGAUGGAUUGCAAAAAAGCUCUCUCAGAGACUGGAGGGGACAUUGGUAAAGCUCAGGAGUUCCUCAGAAAGAAAGGAUUAGCAAGUGCAGAAAAGAAAGCUAGCAGAGCCACAGCUGAAGGAAGAAUUGGUUCUUACAUUCAUGACAGCAGAAUUGGUGUGCUGGUAGAGGUGAAUUGUGAAACAGAUUUUGUCUCACGGGGGGAAAUAUUCAAGGAAUUGGUUGAUGAUAUAGCCAUGCAGGUGGCUGCAUGCCCUCAAGUAAAGUAUCUUGUUACUGAAGAUGUCCCUGAAGAGAUUGUGAACAAGGAAAAAGAAAUAGAGAUGCAGAAGGAAGAUCUUUUGUCGAAACCAGAGCAGAUUAGAUCAAAGAUUGUAGAAGGACGAAUCAGGAAGAGACUUGAGGAGCUGGCAUUGCUGGAACAACCAUACAUUAAGAAUGAUAAGAUUGUGGUAAAGGACUGGGUGAAACAGACAAUUGCAACCAUUGGAGAAAAUAUAAAAGUGAAGAGGUUUAUUCGUUUCAAUCUUGGUGAGGGCUUGGAGAAGAAAAGUCAGGAUUUUGCUGCUGAGGUGGCUGCCCAAACUACAGCGAAACCAGUUGCAGCACCAGCAAAAGAGCAGUCUGUUUCAGCUGAAGCCGAGGAACCUGUUGAAAAACCACCUGUUGUAGCAGUUUCCGCUGCACUUGUAAAACAGCUGAGAGAAGAAACAGGAGCAGGGAUGAUGGACUGCAAGAAAGCUCUGUCUGAAACGGGAGGAGAUCUUGAAAAGGCACAGGAGUAUCUUAGAAAGAAAGGUCUUUCAGCUGCUGACAAGAAGUCUAGUCGCCUUGCAGCAGAAGGCAGAAUAGGCUCCUAUAUUCAUGAUUCCCGCAUUGGAGUUCUGAUUGAAGUCAACUGUGAAACGGACUUUGUGGGUAGAAGUGAGAAAUUCAAGGAAUUGGUUGAUGAUCUAGCUAUGCAAGUUGUGGCUUGCCCACAGGUACAGUUUGUGUCCACCGAAGAGAUCCCAGAGAGCAUUCUCAACAAGGAAAAGGAGCUCGAGAUGCAGAGGGAGGACCUUGCGUCAAAACCAGAGAACAUAAGAGAGAAGAUUGUUGAGGGCAGGAUCUCAAAGAGACUUGGGGAGCUUGCUCUUUUAGAGCAACCCUUCAUUAAGGAUGACAGUGUUUUGGUGAAAGACCUGGUGAAGCAGACUGUUGCUGCCAUAGGGGAGAACAUAAAAGUACGAAGAUUUGUUCGAUUUACCAUUGGGGAGAACACUGAAGAUGCAAAAACAGAAACAGAAACCGAAGCAUAGGACAGAAAAACCAGACAUUGAAGCAAAUUUGAGUUAGGCGCUAAGCAUUACAGAUGAGCAGUGUGACGUGAACUAAUUUUGCAUGAGAAUGACCUAUUAAUUUUGUUCGCUAAAGCGAGUGAGUCCCCUUUUCUUCUUUUUCCCUUCUCUUGUAGCUUCACCUCAUGAUUGUAAUUGCUGAAGUUCUUUUUGGCAUCUACUUUUUGUAAGAUGAGAAACAUCAAGUAAAUGAUUUUCUUUUCUUUCUC
Ricinus communis (castor bean) is the source of this 3917-nucleotide messenger RNA. RefSeq names its product polyprotein of EF-Ts, chloroplastic. The transcript has 5 exons. Gene Ontology annotation, molecular function: translation elongation factor activity; protein binding. Gene Ontology annotation, cellular component: mitochondrial matrix. The coding region runs from base 223 to 3669 and encodes 1148 amino acids. Gene Ontology annotation, biological process: mitochondrial translational elongation. Lineage: Eukaryota; Viridiplantae; Streptophyta; Magnoliopsida; Malpighiales; Euphorbiaceae. The record is from RefSeq and is a predicted model, not a curated record.